Molecule: messenger RNA, 2576 nt
Organism: Aspergillus alliaceus
Lineage: Eukaryota; Fungi; Ascomycota; Eurotiomycetes; Eurotiales; Aspergillaceae
Exons: 3
Coding region: 213-2366 (717 amino acids)
Cellular component (GO): membrane
Source: RefSeq, a predicted model, not a curated record
UGGAGGACCCCUUGUGUUCUGAUACCCUUCCGUUGGCGGCUUCAUUCCCUUCAAUUAAUCCUCCCGGCGACAACGCAUCUAGUAUAUCUCUUUUGUUAUCGCUUUUCUUCCAAUACCUUUUUUUUCCCUGUAUUUCUAUACUCGCUGCGAGAAGUUCACGUUCCUGUGAAACCGUUCUGCAAUGGUCGAACAAAUCCAGCCGGGGUUGAUCUAUGGAAGAUGCAGCCUUUACGGGCCAAUCACACGACUCCAAUGCGCAGGUAGAUGUAAUUUGCGGGCCCUUAAUCAAUUUCAAAAAUAUGGAUGUCACUCCAUCCUCCUCCGUCUGGCGUGGGAGUGUCCUAAUUGUGACAAAACCCGGUCAAACGCAGCCGCAACUCGUCUUACGCCAGGCUGGCCCUGUCGGAGGCAAUACCUCGGUCAACGGGAGCUUACCCAGUGGCCAAGGCAUCACGAUUGGCGGUCUCCGCCUUUUCGAAGAUCCCCUGAAAGCGUUCUGGCGGUUCUCUAUCUCCCUGCCUCUCGAGUCGUAUGAAGCGCUCUGGGAAUAUGACAUCCCCGGCUUCCACUUUGUGGAGGGACAAGAAGUCAAAUCGCCUUGGGAUUUCGUCGUCCCGUCUGUAGACCAAUCCAUGCGUCUCAUGUUUCAUUCCUGUAAUGGCUUCUCUGUUGGCACAGACAUGAAUGCCUGGGUCGGCCCGAAUCUGUGGAACGACGUCUUGCGCGUGCAUGCGCAAAAGCCCUUCCAUGUGAUGAUUGGGGGCGGUGACCAGCUCUACAAUGAUGGAAUUCGGGUCGACGGCCCUUUGAAAGAAUGGACCUCUAUCUCCAACCCCCACAAGAGACGUGCGCACAAUUUUAAUAACGACUUGCGAGCCAGGUGCGAUGAGUACUACUAUAAAAACUAUGUAAGAUGGUAUUCUACCGAGCCAUUCAAGGCGGCAAACGGACGGAUACCUCAGAUCAAUAUCUGGGACGACCACGACAUCAUCGACGGUUUCGGCUCCUACACAGACCAUUUCAUGCGUUGUUCCGUCUUUCGCGGUAUUGGAGGUGUGGCCUUCAAAUAUUAUUGUUUGUUCCAGCAUCAUGUCGCGCCGCCCAAGUCGACCUACACGACGGAUGCUCCGCAGACCAUGCAUGCAGUUAAUGGAACAGCAGGAGCGGAUCCUCGGCAGUUGGAUGGCACAUUUGUUUUGGAAAAUCAGACCGAGGACGAUAGCUGGAUUGUUGGAAAGCGACCCGGGCCUUAUGUAGAGGAGAAGAGUAGGAACUUGUACAUGCGCCUGGGUAAGCGUAUUGCCUUCAUCGGGAUUGAUGCUCGCACGGAGCGUACCCGCCAUCAAGUGAACUACCAUGAUACGUACGAUCUCAUCUUUGCCCGUCUUGAACACGAAGUGGCUGCGGCCAAUGGCGAUAUCAAGCACCUGAUUCUGCUCCUGGGGGUCCCGAUUGCUUAUCCACGUCUUGCGUGGCUGGAAAAUAUUCUCAGCUCCCCCGUCAUUGCGCCGAUUCGCUUGCUCAAUAAGCGAUUUGGAUUUGCGGGUGGCUUGUUUAACCAAUUUGACGGCCAAGUAGAUCUGCUUGAUGAUCUAGAUGACCAUUACACGGCUCGUCAGCACAAGCGCGAACGAAGGAUCUUUAUCCAACGCCUUCAAGAGUUCGCUAAGGUUCAUUCCGUUCGCGUAACGAUCCUUGGUGGAGAUGUGCACUUGGCCGCUAUAGGUCGUUUUUAUUCGAACCCCAAGCUCGGCCUCCAGAGUGUGAACGACCCCCGAUAUAUGGUCAAUGUUAUCAGCAGUGCGAUCACCAACAAGCCACCUCCGAAGGCAGUUGCAAAUCUAUUAGCCCGAAGAAACAAGCUCCAUCAUCUCGACCCAAAUACCGAUGAGACCCUGAUGGACAUGUUUGAUCAGCAGCCAGGAGGUCAGGAGAAGAGCGCUUCCUGGAAUAAGGUAACUAUGCCGUCACGUAACUACGCAUGCAUCACUGAAGUUGAUACUCCACUGGCCAACGGCGAUGGCCCAACGCUGGAAAAUGAUAGCGCAGUAGUACUGCUGCCCAAAGACGGUCACUUUCCCCUCCAUAAGGGAGAGACUAAUGCUGGUACAAAACACCCUGCGGCUGAUGGCUUCAGUAACAGGAGUGGUAUGUAUGGCGGUCUUGAUAUCGCCAUUCGAGUAGAAAUCGACCCGCAAAACCAUGAAGCUGCCACCGAAGGGUAUGGAUUUAGCAUUCCUCCAUUGGCAUAUGACCCAACGAAAGACAAUGCACGCCCAACUUCACAAGGCCAUUCUGUACGUUCAGGAUCCCAGCGAGUGGAGUCGCCUCCGCAAACUGCUCGUCCUCAGACCGCUGUCAAUUAAUUGAUUUGGUCUGGGACCCUUCAGUACGUUAGAAAUCGGACUGCCGGCUGAGAUACACCUUUGUUAUGAUAUAGCCAGUGUGUAUAUGUAUAUAUGUAUAUAUAUAUAUAUCCGUACCUGUUCAUAUACAUCUAUUUAAUCGAUCUACCUCUUGAUGAUGCUGUGUACGUUGGUAAUCUUGUGUAUUUCAAUACGGAUCUGAGACGAUAA